Messenger RNA from Staurois parvus, 578 nucleotides. The record is from the annotation of a GenBank genome assembly. Lineage: Eukaryota; Metazoa; Chordata; Amphibia; Anura; Ranidae.
UGAUGAGAAGGGUUGAAGAAAAUCACCAUGCAAGUUCCCUGCAGUUAGCUAAAGAAUUAGGAAGUCAAACUGGAGGGAUUGUUUCCUUUGACACAAUAUGGCAUACACUGCAGAGGAAGGGCAUGUCCGGGGGGGUUGUCCAUGAAGGAAGCCUCUUCUAAACGCCAUACACAAAAAUGCCAGGCUAGAAUUUGCCAGGGCCCAUGAUAAAAAAGAAGAAGACUACUGGGACUCUGUACUCUGGAGUGAUGAGACCAAGAGAAAUGUUUUUUGGAACUGAUGCCUUCAAAAUUAUAUGGCAUCAAAAAGAUGAGGAGUACAAAUAAAAAUGCAUGGUGCCUACAGUGAAACAUGAUGGUGGCAGUGUCCUUCUGUGGGGCUACACGAGUGCUGCUGGUGUUGAGGAGCUGCAUUUCAUUAAUGGUAUCCUUGGUCGUUGUGCACUUUUUCUACAUGACAUUGAUCCAAAACACACAUCUAAGGCCAUUGUUGCAUUUCUGAAGAACAGGGUGAAAGUGAUUCAGUGGCAAAGUAUGUUUCCUGAUCUGAACCCAAUCGAACAUCUAUGGGGAAUUGUG